CCGGGGGCGGAGCUGGGGGAUGAGCCAGAGCCGGGGGCGGAGCUGUGGGAGGAGCCAGAGCCAGAGCCGGAGCCUGAGCCUGAGCCGGAGCCGGAGCCGGAGCCUGAUGUCGCCCCGGAAACGCUCGCUGGGGAGCCCCGACCCCCCGAAUCACCCCCGGAAACGGAAGCGCCUGAGCAGGGCCGCGAGAUCCGCCGAGGGUCACCUGUCCAGCCCGCCGCUUCAGUCCAGGAAACGUGCCUCACCGUCCAGCCCGACAGGAUACAGUGUGGGGUGCAAGAUGGACUGCCAGGCCAGGGCUGAAGUGGAGUUUUCCUGCCAGGACUGCGCUCCCAAGCGUGAGCCGGGCACCUUUGAGAACGACUACACCGUCAGAGUCAAGGCCCCUGAUAUGCCUUCGGGCAUGGUGCUAGUGUCUCUGUACUGCAAUGACUCGGUGAUCUGCUCAAGGCCCAUUGCGUACUUCACCAGCAUGGGAGAACUGAGCAGCUGCCUAGAAAACAUAACAAAUCCCCUGGAUUUCAUGUGUCAGGCUUUUAAUAUAACCUCCAAUAGCACAGAGGCACUGGACAAUUUACUGACCGAGUCCCUUAGGAGCAGAAUACCCACAAGAGGCUUACACAUAUUUGGCGUGAGCCAAGUUGAGGAAGAAAACAUGUCAACUUACCAGCGGAGCGAAGAGCUCCCCACGCUGCUCCACUUCGCGGCGAAGUUCGGCCUGAGGAAGCUGGCGGCGCUCCUGCUGCAGUGCCCGGGCGCCCUGCAGGCCUACAGCGUGGCCAACCGCUACGGCGACUACCCCAACAACGUGGCCGAGAAGCACGGCUUCUCCAACCUGCGCCAGUUCAUGGACGAGUACGUGGAGACGGCCGACAUGCUCAAGUCGCACAUACAGGACAGCAUCGCGCAGGAGGGCGAGGAGGAGGUGUACGAGUCCAUGUCCGCCGCGUCGCGGGACAUGCUGAUGAAGUUCUCCCUCAACCCCGGCUGCUCGGAGGAGAUCUACGAGUCCAUGCUGGAGCUGGACCCAGACUGCGUGGAGGACCUCUAUGAGGAUAUGGAAAAAAUGCGGCACGAGGCCCUGAACCCGGAGGAGGCCUUACUUCGCAAGUUUCUCCUCGGUAAAGGAGACAAGUUCAGCACUGAAAAUGAAGGGGAGGAGGAGAAGGAGGAUGAGCAGGAAGAGGAGGAGCGGGGAGAGGAAGGGGAGGGGAGAGUGGCGGAGAACAGGUUGAGCUGGGAGGAAGAGGAAGAGGAAGAUGAGGAGGAGGACCCCUAUAACCUGUGUUUUCCGGAUCAAGUAUACGACACGGUGGAUGAGCUCCUCAGCUACGUCCCGGACGUCACCAACCGGCCUCCGGCACCGAUUCCCCGACCCACCGUCACCACCCAGCCAGAGGACAACAAAACCUACAUCUCCAGAGUGUUCCACGAAAAGCCUGUGGGCCACAGGACCACGCUGACACCUGGAGGACUCUAUUCAGUCCCCGCGAGGCCGGUCCGGGACAGGCUGUCCACCACCACCUACGACCCGUACGCGGGCAUGAGGACGCCCGGGCAGCGCCAGCUGAUCUCGCUACAGGAGCGGGUGAAAGUGGGGGCCCUGAACGUGGAGGACGCCGUCCUGGAGUUCAAGUCCUGGCAGCAGAACCAGGAGAGGCGCUCCCAGUCUCUGCGCUACCAGCAGGAGAAUCUUAAGAGGCUGAGAGACAGCAUUACCAGAAGGCACAAAGAGAAAGGAAGAACUGGAAAAGACAUAGAGAUCACCGGCCCGCUGCCUCGGGGCCUGCGUGGCGACGCGUCCCUGCAGGUGGAGUGCUGCGUGUACGAGACGGCGCCUCGUACGAUGACCCUGCCCCCCGUCUCCAACCCGCCCGCCAGGUCCAUGCAGAGAGGCAGCUGGCACAACGGGAGCGUCUCCAGCGUGUCCAGUGAGUGCAACGCCUACUCCGAAACACAGGCCUGCCCCUCUUCACAAACACUCUGCUGCUCAUCUUUACAAACACACUGCUGCUCCUCUUUACAAACACACUGCUGCUCCUCUUCACAACACUCUGCUGCUCAUCUUUACAAACACACUGCUGCUCCUCUUUACAAACACACUGCUGCUCCUCUUCAUAACACACUGCUGCUCAUAUUUACAAACACACUGCUGCUCCUCUUUACAAACACACUGCUGCUCCUCUUCACAAACACACUGCUGCUCCUCUUCACAAUCACACUGCUGCUCCUCUUCACAACGCACUGCUGCUCCUCUUCACAAACACACUGCUGCUCCUCUGCACAAACACUCUGCUGCUCAUCUUCACAAUCAAGCUGCUGCUACUCUUCACAACACACUGCUGCUCCUCUUUACAACAUACUGCUGCUACUCUACACAAACACACUGCUGCUCAUCUUUACAACACACUGCUGCUCCUCUUCACAAACACACUGCUGCUUCUCUUCACAAACACACUGCUGCUCCUCUUUACAAACACACUGCUGCUUCUCUUCACAAACACACUGCUGCUCCUCUUUACAAACACACUGCUGCUCCUCUUCUGCUAUUUUUCAUAAAGAAAACUUCAAAAUAUUGUGCUGCUCUUUUACCUCAGCACAGUUCAACAUACCUUUUUACUGAUAGAGCUGCUCUCCUUAUGCACCUUGCAAGUUGCACCUUCCCAUAAAUAUUAUUUUGGUUUGUUAAAAAUUAAAAAACGUAUUGAUAAGCAUAAAGAAAACAAUGCUGCCAUUCUCCUUCACAUUUAUAAAAACAGUGCAUUAGCUGAGCAGAUUGCCCUUAUCUAACGUGACACCCAUUGCUAAAUACACACUGUUCAUACUGCCGGCAGUAAACUGCCUGUUUACUGAGGCCAUUAAGUUAUGUGGUGAUAUCCCAGGGCUCGCUGACGGCCGUCUCAAUUAGACCUGAAGGUUAAACAUAGCACAAACAACUGCAGGGUGUUGAGUUGGUGUCGGUUUGCAAAAUACAGCGAGGGCUGAGGAGAGUUGCGAAGUUGUGGGGUCCAGGUAGUGAUUUUUCAUCCAUUGGUGGAUGAGAAACACAGGCAGUAGAGCUUGGUUGUGAUUGGUCAGGUUUACUCAGUCAAGUUAAGUGUUCAGUGAACGGAUUCUAAUAUAUAUAUAUAUAUAUAUAUAUAUAUAUAGCUCCAUAAUGGACAAAGGCAUAUUUUUCCUUGAUUUGGCUCUUUACACCAUUAUGUUGGAUUUAUAGUCAAAUAAUUCUUAUGUGGUUACAGUGAAUUGUUUGAUUGUAUCUUUUAUGAAAGGGUAUUGAAAUACAUUUUGGUUUCACCUUGUAGAAAUAGCAGCGCUUUUUAUACAUACCCCCCCCCCCCCCAUUUUAGGGCACAGUAAUGUUUGUCUUCGCUGGUGUUUCUGAUUAGUCAGUGGUGUUUGAUUGCUUCUUUGGUGCAAGUAUAAGUGCUUUUAGUAUCUAUUCUUUAUCCUAGGCUUUUAAUUGCUUUUGUAGUCUGUUGUUGGUGUUUGUCAGCAUAAGGACCAGAGUUGUACCAAUGAGAGGCUAGCAAGCCAUUAUGGGACUAAGAAUUAAGAACAAAACAGUCAGAGACAUACUAUAGGCCAAACCUUAGAUUCACAAAAAUCAACAGUUUGGGUCAUCAUUAAGAACAAAGAGCACUGGUGGAUGACUUAAAGCAGUCAUUGUCUGCAAAGGAUAUGUGACAAAGGGUUUUUUUUCCCCCACCACUCAUUGCAACAGAUUCCACUUUCUCUGGGGUGUUAAGUUUAGGCUACGUGCUGUGUGGUGCAAGAGAAUCGGCAGCUGUUUGUGGUCAUGAGCUCAGCUAAUGAUAUUACUUCAGAUUAAGCAGCUUAGUUUAUAAACCUGUUUCAGGCUUCUCAUCUGAUCUGAGAAAACAUUUCACCCAGCGUUCCAAAUAUCAGUUCUCCUUGCCGUAGGAAUGUCCAUCUGUUUUUUACAUUACAUUACAUUACAGGCAUUUAGCAGACGCUCUUAUCCAGAGCGAUUUACAUUGUAUCCAGUUAUACAGCUGGAUAUAUACUGGAGCAAUGCAGGUUAAGUACCUUGCUCAAGGGUACCAACGGCAGUGUCCUACCAGGGAAUCGAACCUGCGAGCUUUAGGUUACAAGACCAGCUCCUUAGCCAUUCUACUACACUGCCGCCCUGCCGUUUUUUCUUCCUGUCCGUAUGUCUGCGUAGGACGCAAUGCUUACACAAUUGCAGUUCCUCUGAAUUUCACUUAAUGGGAGCAAAAUGACAUCACCAGAUGCAGCCUCAUGUACAAUCUGGAGCAGUAUAAACCAAUCAGAAUGAGCUGAAUUACACCACACCGCACCACACCGCACGCUAGGCCAUCUUCCUCUGAGGUAAUUUCAACUAGUGUUUGGGGAAGGAAGUGCUGUCACGGCAGAGUGAUGCUUCUGUCUUGGGCGCCUGAGCACUUUACGGGAUAAAACAGUGGCCACUGUCCUUCUCUGGUUAAAGGGAUAGUUCACUUUAUAGGUUUUUUUUAAAUAGAAUGUCAUUUUUUUCAGAGUCUGUUUUCAGCUGGCUCAGACAGUUUUUGUGAGGGGGUGGGAGGUGGAGGGUGAGAUCACGAGUUUGUGGUUUAAAGCAAGAAAAUACACUUCAGUUAGCCUCAGGGUAGCUUAUUCAGUAACAUUACGUUUCCAGAGGCUGCAAAUAUCAACGCAUUAAUUUUAUAGUGUUCAUUCACCAUUAUGAGUACACAUAUCAGUUUUAUUUCCCUUAUGAAAAAAUCUAAAAAACGAUGUGUCCAAAAGCCACAUGUGAACACCCAACAUGAGAAGAGUACAUCUUUGAACUGUAAAAAUAAUCCCACUUAUAAGACGAGAGCUGGAAAAGGUAACCUAUGCUAUUUAUAUAUUUAGUUAUGUUUUGUCUUUACAGGACAAUUGCAGUUCACAUUUGAAAAUGUGAAAAUGUAGAAUUUCAUGUCACGUUUUGUUUUCACAUGGAAAUUUUCAUGCACAUGUGAAAAACGCCAAUCACAAGAGAAAACGUCCAGUUCACGUGUGACAUUGUCUUCUCGCAUGCACAUAUUUGAAUUCACAUGUGACAAUGCUAAAUUGUUAAAAUGUUAAACAACAGCUUUCUGUGCCAAUCAAACAUACACUAAAACUGAAAUAAUAUUUUUUUAAAUUUCAUAAAGUGGAAUUCUUGUAAGUCUGUUCAUGGUUCAGAUUUAAAAUCACUGAAUUAGCUGUCAGCUGUAAUAUUUUAGUCGCCCCAUCAGAAGUUAUAUGUAUUGCACGUCACUGCGUCCACUUUUGUUUAAUAAUACAUAUUAGCUAAAGUGUUUCGCUAGCAUUAACUUGCUUUUUGCUUCUAUUGGUUAUUAUACUUUUACCCCUUAAUAUUUCUCUCUAAGUAGUUAAAAAAAAAAACCCUAAUUUACAAAGGAAACCUGUCUUCCUGGCCAAAACAUGCUUCUGGCAGGUAGAAAAUAAAUAACCAUAUCACACUGCGAGCAUUCUGCGGUCUGGUGUGUAUAUUCUGUCUUUACUUCACCCACACGGGGAGGAAGGGGCUGACAUUUUGGGUUUGUGAGGGGGUGGGGGGUGAUGGGUGCAAUCACAAGUUUGUGGUUUAAUGCAAGAAAAUACUCUUCAGUUAGCUCCAGGUUAUAUAGUAACAUUAUGUUUCCAAAGGCUGAAAAUAUCAACAAAUUAAUUUUAUAGUGUUCAUUCACCAUUGUCAGUACACAUAUCAGUUUUAUAUUCCCUUCUGAAAAAAACCACAAGUCCAAAAGCCACAUGUGAACACCCAACAUGUGUAAGUACACAUGUGAACUAUAAAAAGAAUGCCUCCUGUAAGACGAGAGCUGGGAAAGUCACGCUUCGGGUCACAUUUUGUCUUCACAAGAAAAUUUCAGUUCACAUUUGUAGAAGUCAGUCACAUGAAAAUUCAGAAUUUCACAUGAUGUCACGUCAUGUUUUCUUUUCGCAUGUGGACAUUUUCACGCUCAUGUGAAAAACGCCAAUCACAUGUGAAAAUGUUAAAUUUUUAAAAAUGUUAAAUGAAAGGUUUCUGUGCCGAUCAAACAUACGCUAAAACUGAAAUAGUAUAUUUUUUAAAUUUCAUAAAGUGGAAUUCUUGUAAGUCUGUUCAUGGUUCAGAUUUAAAAUCACUGAAUUAGCUGUCAGCUGUAAUAUUUUAGUCACCCAAUCAGAAGUUUUAUGUAUUGCACGUCACUGCGUCCACUUUUGUUUAAUAAUACAUAUUAGCUAAAGUGUUUUGCUAGCAUUAACUUGCUUUUUGCUUUUAAUGGUUAUCAUACUUUUACCCCUUAAUAUUUCUCUCUGAGUAGUUUUAAUUU
This is a messenger RNA of Anguilla anguilla (European eel), 6326 nucleotides long. RefSeq names its product phosphoinositide-3-kinase adaptor protein 1 (gene pik3ap1). The transcript has 12 exons. The record is from RefSeq and is a predicted model, not a curated record. The coding region runs from base 20 to 2623 and encodes 867 amino acids. Gene Ontology annotation, molecular function: signaling receptor binding; phosphatidylinositol 3-kinase regulatory subunit binding. Gene Ontology annotation, cellular component: cytosol. NCBI's taxonomy places the organism in Eukaryota, Metazoa, Chordata, Actinopteri, Anguilliformes, Anguillidae.